This is a messenger RNA of Suncus etruscus (white-toothed pygmy shrew), 1992 nucleotides long. It is a transcript of the gene RACGAP1, whose product is annotated as Rac GTPase activating protein 1. The transcript is spliced from 17 exons. Lineage: Eukaryota; Metazoa; Chordata; Mammalia; Eulipotyphla; Soricidae. Gene Ontology annotation, biological process: signal transduction. The record is from RefSeq and is a predicted model, not a curated record. The coding region runs from base 115 to 1992 and encodes 625 amino acids.
GUUGCUAUGCUGCCGUUCGGGGAGCCGAGGAGGGAAGACCCAGGCCGCCCCAGGUGGGGCCUCGUGGACCGUGUCUAGCGGGCUCCGGGCCUGCCUGCGAGCGAGAAGGGAACGAUGGAUACUACAAUGCUGAAUUUGCGGAACAUGUUUGAGCAGAUUGUACGCCGGGUGGAGCUUCUCAGUGAAGAAAAUUAUCUCCAAUUUAUCCAGUUGGCAAAGGACUGUGAGGAUAUCCGUAAAAAGUGGCAGAGAACAGACCAUGAACUGGGGAAAUACAAGGAUCUUUUGAUGAAAGCAGAGACUGAACGCAGUGCUCUGGAUGUUAAGCUGAAGCAUGCACGCAAUCAGGUGGAUGUGGAGAUCAAACGGAGACAGCGAGCUGAGGCUAACUGCGAAAAGCUGGAAAGACAGAUUCAGCUGAUUCGAGAAAUGCUCAUGUGUGACACAUCUGGUAGCAUUCAACUAAGUGAGGAGCAAAAAUCCGCUCUGGCUUUUCUCAACAGAGGCCAACCAUCCAGCAAUGCGGGGAACAAAAGAUUAUCAACGAUUGAUGAAUCUGGUUCCAUUUUAUCAGAUAUAAGCUUUGACAAGACUGACGAAUCGCUGGAAUGGGAUUCUUCCUUGGUAAAAACAUUUAAACUGAAGAAGAGAGAAAAGAGGCGCUCUAAUAGCCGGCAGUUCAUUGAUGGUCCCUCUGGACCUAUAAAGAAAACUCGCACCACAGUAGACCAGGGUAACGACUCUAUAGUAGCCAAAACUACAGUGACUGUUCCCAAUGAUGGUGGACCCAUUGAAGCUGUGUCUACCAUUGAGACUGUGCCAUAUUGGAGCAGAAGCCAAAGAAAAGCAGGUACUUUACAACCUUGGAAUAGUGACUCCACCUUGAGCAAUAGACCACUGGAAUCAAAGACUGAGACAGAUGCUUCUGGCACGCCUCAGAGCAGUGGAGGGAUGCGCCUGCAUUACUUUGUCUCUAAGACGGUUAUUAAGCCUGAAUCUUGUGUACCUUGUGGAAAGCGGAUAAAAUUUGGAAAGUUGUCUCUCAAGUGUCGAGACUGCCGUGUGGUCUCUCAUCCAGAAUGUCGGGAUCGGUGUCCCCUUCCCUGCAUUCCCACACUGAUGGGAACACCUGUCAAGAUUGGAGAGGGAAUGCUGGCAGAUUAUGUGUCCCAGACUUCUCCAAUGAUCCCCUCCAUUAUCGUCCAUUGCGUAAAUGAGAUUGAGCAGAGAGGGCUGACUGAGACAGGACUGUAUCGAAUCUCAGGCUGUGACCGGACAGUAAAAGAGCUGAAAGAGAAAUUCCUCAGAGUGAAAACUGUACCACUUCUCAGCAAGGUGGAUGAUAUCCAUGCCAUUUGCAGCCUUUUGAAAGACUUCCUUCGAAACCUUAAAGAACCCCUUCUGACCUUUCGGCUCAACAAGAACUUUAUGGAAGCAGCAGAAAUCACCGAUGAGGACAAUAGCAUAGCUGCCAUGUACCAGGCUGUUGGUGAAUUGCCCCGAGCCAACAGAGAGACAUUAGCUUUCCUUAUGAUUCACUUGCAGAGAGUGGCUCAGAGCCCAGACACGAAAAUGGAUGUGACCAAUCUGGCCAAAGUCUUUGGCCCUACAAUAGUUGCUCAUGCUGUACCCAAUCCAGAUCCAGUGGUAAUGCUACAAGACAUCAAGCGUCAACCGAAGGUGGUAGAGCGCCUGCUCUCACUACCCCUGGAAUAUUGGAGUCAGUUUAUGAUGGUGGAACAUGAGAACAUUGAUCCCAUGCAUGUCAUUGAAAACUCAAAUGCUUUUUCAACACCACAGACACCAGUGAGUUUACUGGGGCCAUUGACCACUCCUGAACAUCAGCUCCUCAAGACUCCUUCGUCCAGCUCCCUCACACAGAGAGUGCGCUCCACCCUCACCAGGAACACUCCCAGAUUUGGGAGCAAAAGCAAGUCUGCUACAAAUCUAAGAGGACACGGCAGCUUUUUUGAUUCUCCAACGCUCAAGUGA